Messenger RNA from Plasmodium gallinaceum, 7191 nucleotides. It is a transcript of the gene AP2-G, whose product is annotated as transcription factor with AP2 domain(s), putative. The coding region runs from base 1 to 7191 and encodes 2396 amino acids. The transcript has a single exon. NCBI's taxonomy places the organism in Eukaryota, Apicomplexa, Aconoidasida, Haemosporida, Plasmodiidae. The record is from RefSeq and is a predicted model, not a curated record.
AUGAUACAAAGAAAAAUAGAAAAUCCUAGUGUCCUAUCAAAAAAUUUAACAUAUACAUGUAAGUAUGAAUAUGAAUGUUUUUCACAAAAAAAGUACAUUUUUGUUUAUUUUCUAAAGAAAAAUAAAUAUAAUACUAGAAAAAAUUACUUUGAAGAUCAAGUACACAAUUUGCUUGUAGUAUUAAAAAAAUAUAUAUAUAAAAUAAUAAAAGGAAAAAAUUCUCAAAAAAAUAAUUUUCAUAAACUAUCCAAUUAUUUAAAGAGGCAGAAAAAUAUUGUAUAUAAAAAUAAAUAUAUUCAUUUUCAUAGUUUAUUAACUAAUGAUAAAAAUUUAAACAAAAAAAAUAGAAAGAACUUUCUUUUUAAAGGAUUUAAAAUUGAAGCAAAACAGAAUCAAAUAUUGCUUUUACUAAAAAAUGAUAAUAUAAUGAAAAAUAUUAUAAAUAGAAAACAACUAAACAUAGUACAGAAAAAAGAAGAAAACAAUAAAUUUUUACAUAGUUCACUAAAUUUUCAGACAUAUGCAACUAAAAGAAAAUACACAAAACAAGAUAUAAAUAAAUAUGUAAUUUUAAACAAGAAAAGGCUUAUAAAAAAGCCAAAGAUAUACAUGAAAAUAAAAAAUACUUCCAAUCUUAAAUUAUUAACUAUUCAAAUAGUAAAAAAUGAUAAACCACAGUUAUAUCAUAAUUCAUUUAAAAUUAAAAAUAUACUUCUUUUAAAGAAAAAAAAAGAAUUGAUAAGAUAUAAUUUAUAUAUUAGCAUGCAUGUUUAUUUUAAAAAGACAAACAUCGACUAUGAAGAUAUUUUAAAUAAUAAUUUAAGAAAAGAAAUAUGCUUAAUAUUUUUUACUAGAAUACACAGUAAUGGAGAAAAAAAUAGAGUGUAUAUUUCUUACACAAAAAAUAAUUCUACUAAUUUUUUAAAUACAUUAAAAGAACAUCUUAAUUUUCAUAAAAGAUGGAAUAUAAUUAAAAAUAUGAAUAUAAAAGAUCUUAUAAAACAAGAAAUUUUAAAUUUAAACAUCUUUAAAAAUAAACAACAUAAGUUAAUUUAUACAAAAAAAAUGAAAAAUUUUCUCUUACUAUCUAAAGGGAAAAAUCCAUUUAAAAAAAAUAGAAGCAAUGAAAAAACUUAUGCAAAUUAUUUUAAUUAUAAAAGUAAAAAUGACAUAGAAAAUGAUAAUAUCUAUCGAAGAUAUAAUAAUGACAAAUGUAAUAAUAAUAAUAAUAAUCACAAUAAUAAUAAUCACAAUAAUAAUCACAAUAAUAAUCACAAUAAUAAUAAUAAUAAUCACGAUAAUAAUAAUAAUAAUCACAAUAAUAAUCACAAUAAUAAUCACAAUAAUAAUAAUAAUAAUAAUAAUAAUAAUAAUAAUAAUAAUAAUAAUAAUAAUAAUAAUCACAAUAAUAAUCACAAUAAUAAUAAUAAUAAUAAUAAUCACAAUAAUAAUAAUAAUAAUAAUAAAGGAAAGAAAAAUGAUAAUGAAAAUAAUCGUCGUGAAAAAGAUAGUGAUAAAGAAAAUUCUUAUACGAGAAAAAAUGAAGAUAAUAAAGAAAAAGUUACCAAAAAGAAUAAAAAAAAGGUCGGAAAAAAUAAAAAUAGAAAUAUUAAUUUUAAUAAAAAGAAAAAAAUUACAAUUAAUAAUACACUUAAUAUCAAUGCAAUAAAAAACAACAGUAAAAUUAAUAAUGAAGAUAUUUUGAAAAAUAAUAAAAUACAUAGAAAAAAAGAACAUGGCAUUAAUAAUAAACAUCGCAUAAAAAAUAACAGUAUAUAUAAUAUUAAGGAUAACAAAAGAUUAAUAGACACUUGUUUAUUAAAUUGUUCAAAGUAUGAAUCAAACAGGGAAAAAAAAAGUAUGAAUAGUCGCAAUUUAAGGAAAAAAAAUUCUGAUACAUGCUAUAUUAAAAAAAAAAUAGAUCUUACUAAAAUAUACAAAAAUGUCAUAGAUUAUAAAAAAGAUAAAAUAAAUGCAAAUAAAAUUAAGAAAGAUCAAAAUUUUAUAAACGUGGAAACAUUUAAAAAUAAAAUAAACGAAAUGGAAUUAAUUAGCAAUACAAUAUCAAAAAAAAGGAAUAGCAAUUUUUUAGAUACAUCAAAUGACUCCACAAUAAAAAGAAAAUUAAGAGAAAAAAAUAGAUCUGUUCUAAUUAAUAUUAAUAAUGAAAAGAAUUCUAUGAAUACAAAGAAAAUAACAUCAGCUAAAAAAAGUAUAGAAUAUUCAGAUAUUUGCACAAAUGAAAAUAAUAAAGAAAAACGAAUUAUAAAAACUGAAAAGGAUGGCAUGGAUAAUGUAAAUAAAAAACAUUGUCAAAAAAUAAAUAUAAACUCAUUAGAAGAAAAGGAAAAAAAAAAUAAAGAAAUUGAAAAAAGAAACUUAAUAGCAAAAAAAAUUAAUUUAGAAGAGAAAGAAAAAAUAAAAUUAGCAAAUGAAAAGUAUUAUCAUGAAAAAAGUAAAAAAGAAAAUAUGUUAAAUGAAAGUGAAGAAAGAAAACAUAUUAUGAAUAAAAAAGAUAAUCUUUUAAUGAAAAAUGAAAAUUUGAGUGAUAUAGAAAUAAGUGACAAUAAUAAUGAGAAAAAUUAUUCCAUUAUAAAUGAUAACGAAAAUCAUAACAGUUCUACAGGGCAUACAGAAGUUAAUAUUGAGCACAAAUAUAAAUUAAAUAUAAAUUCAAAAAUUAAUAAUAAGAGAGAUUCAAACUUUAGAAUGAAAAAAAAAAUUAAAAAGGAAUUGAAUAACUAUUUAUCGAAAGAUAGUAAUGUAAUACUAUAUGAAAAUUUAAGAAAUAAGAAAAUAAAAAUAAGUAAUAAUAAAAAUAUUGAAAACUCUGUAAAUAAUAAUACAUCAGAGGCAGAAGAGAAAACAUGUAAUACAGAAGUUAAUAUAAAUGACAAUUUAAAAGAUCAAUUUGUACAUAAAAAUGAAAAUUUAUUAGAUAAAAAUGUAUCCUUUUCAAAUGUUCACGUAAUGAUAGAUCAAUUAAAAAAUACAGAAGAAAAUAUAAAAAAAAAUACAUAUAAAAGUAUCUUCAACAAUAAACAUUUUAUCCUUAAUGAAAAUGAUUAUUAUAAAAAUUAUGAAUUAUUGAAAAGUAUAUAUAACAAUAAUUUAUUAUAUAAUCAAAAGCAAAAUGAUACUGAAUAUCCCUAUAGUCAAAUAAUACAAAAUAAUCAAGAAUUACUAGAGGAAAAUUGUUUUAAUAAAUUUCUUGAUUAUAACAUAAAUGAUUAUUUAAAUAUUUCUAAUAAUAAUUUUAAUGAAUAUAAGUCUAAUUUACAAUAUGAUUUUUAUCGAUUUCAACCACUAAUUGUAAAAAAUAGCGUUAAUGAUAAUAAUAUUCAUACAACAAUGAUGCAUUUAAACAAUUGCAAUUGCGAGUCGAUACCAGAUAAUUAUAAAAAUAACUUUUUCAUUAAUUAUAAUAAAAUUAAUAAAUAUAAUUGCAUACAUGAAAUAAACUAUAUAAAAAAUACUAAUGAGUAUAAUUCAAAUCCUCAAAAAAUGGUCAAUAUAAAAGAUAUAAUAGAACAAGAAUGCAUGGAUAAUAAAGAAAAAAGUUUAAACGUUUCAAAUAAUUUAAAUAAUAACUAUCAUCCAUUAUUUCCUUCUAACAACUUUUUUAAUGAUAUAAUACUUAAUCAAAAAGUUAAAAAUGAUUUAUCAAAUAAUUAUAAUGUUAACUGUCAUUUAAAUAAUAAUGAAACAAAAGAUACUAUAAAAAAAAAGAAUAAUAUUAUUAAUAUAUACAAUGAAGAAAAUAAUAGAAAAUAUAGCAAUUCUAUCAAAAAAAAAACAAAUGAAAUCAGUAACAAUAGCAAAUCAUUAAAUAAUAGAGAGAAAUAUAAUAAUGAAGAAUAUGAUUCUGACAAUUUUAAUAAUAAUAAUGAUAAUUUGAAAAAUGAAAACUAUAAUAUUACAAUGAAUUCAUUAGAUAACAUGAAUGUUAAAAAUAUGCAUACAAAAAGAUACAAAGAAAAUCCUAUAAUCAAUUCUGAAGAAUAUAUUAAUGCUAUUUAUGGAUAUAAAGUAGAUGAAUAUAAAGUAAACAAUUAUAAUAAUUAUAAUGAAGAAUAUAAAAUUAAUGAAGAUUCAAACCAUACAAAUACAAGCAUAAAUAGUAAAAUUAUCAUUAAUUAUAUGAAUAAGUAUAAUAAUAUGAAUGAUAACAAUCUUUAUAAUAUGAAUAUAUGUGUAAAUGAUAAUUUUAGUGAUAAUCAAAAAAAUAAUACUAUUAAGAAUAAUAUUAUUAAUAAUACUUCAAAAAAUGAUAAUAUAAAUACAAAAAAUACAUAUGAAAUAUAUGAAUUUUCUGAUAAUUUAAAUAAUAGUAUUAAAAAAGUAAAUGGCAACUUAAAUAAUAUUGAAAAAAAAAACUCUAAUUAUAUCAAUGAAGAAAAAAAAAACAAAUUAAAUUAUUUGAAUGAAAACAAAGAAAAUUCAAAUAAUUUUAUUAAUAAUAGAUUAAAUGGAAUAAAUUAUACCAAAAAUGAGAAAGAAUAUAAUAUAAAUAACAAUUUAAGCAAUAUAAAUGCCUUUAAUUAUAUAAAUAAUAAUUUAUAUAAAUUUCAUAUUUUAAAUAAAAAAUGUUAUGUCGCUAAUAAUGUUAAUAAAUGUGAUAGUAUAAAUAAUUGCAAGGUACUAAACAAUUUAAGUUCCAUAAAUACUAAUUUUAAUCAUUUUCAAAAUAACUUAAAUAAAAUAAACUAUAUAAAUAAUGAUACAAACUAUGAAAUGAGUAAAAUUUACUAUACAAAUAGUAAAAAUGCAAGAAGCUAUACAGAUGAAUUAAAUAUAAAUUAUUUAAAAACUAGUGAUCAAUAUGAAUCGAAAAUUAAAUCAUCAACAAUUAAUAUUUCUAAUGACAAAGAAAUUAAAGAAAAUAAUAUAAAUAAAUGUUAUAAUAGCAAUAAUAAUAAAAAUAUUAGUGCCAAUAAUAGCACUAACAAUAAUAGUAAUUACAAUAAUAAUAAAAAUCAAAAUAAUAAUAAUACUAAUAGUAAUAAUAAUAAUAAUUAUAAUAAUAAUAAUAGCUAUCAAAAUAAUAAUAAUAAUAAUAAUAAUAAUAAUAAUAAUAAUAAUAAUAAUAGCAAUCAAAAUAAUAAUAAUAAUAAUAAUAAUAAUAAUAAUAACAAUCAAAAUAAUAAUAAUAACAAUCAAAAUAAUAAUAAUGAUGAAAACAAUAAUAAUAAUAAUAAUAAUAAUAAUGAAAGCAGUAAUAAUAAUAAUAAUGAUUACAGUAAUGAUACAAAUAAUGAUAUCAGCAUGAAUAGUAACAAUAAAUUCAACAUUCAUAUAUGUAAUAACAAUAAUAAUUAUAGUAACAAUGGCAAUAAUAAAAACAUUAAUAACACUAACAGUAAUGAUAACGGCGAUAAUACUUAUAUAAAUAAUAAAAAUGAUAUUAAUAAUGAUAGUAAAUAUAACAUUAAUAAUAUCGAUAAUAAUGAUUAUAAUAAUAAUGAUUAUAAUAAUAAUGAUUAUAAUAAUAAUGAUGAUAAUAAUAACAGUAAUAAAAAAAAAAACAUAAAUGAGUUAAAUAAUCAUUCUAACAAUAUUGACUAUGAAAACAAUAAUACUACUAUUAUAAGUCAACUAAACAAUAUACACAACGAUUGUAAGAUAAAUUUUAUAAACAAUGCUAUGAAAAAUAUUAAUGAAAUAAAUUACCUAAAUUUCAGUUCGAAUAAUAUAAAUAGUAGUUUAAAUAAUACACAAAAAUCAAAUUAUAUGAAUAAUGAAUGUAUGAAUAAUCUUAUAAAUCAAAUAAAUUAUAAAGAUUACAUAACUAAUAUGAAUUAUUUAAAUACUUUAAAUCAUUUCAACAAUAACUUGAAUGAUUUAAAUUGUUUAAAUAAAACAAUACAACUAAAUUGCAUAAAUGAAAUAAAUAAUGAACGGUACAUAAAUAAUAUGAAUAACGAAUUACACUUUAUAAAUAAUUAUCAUAAUCAUAUAAUAACAAAUGAAAUGAAUAUUCAAAACAAUUAUAAUGAUAUAAAUCGCUUCAAUAAUAAUAAUACCUUAUAUAUAAAUGAUAGAUUUUUUUCCAUGAAUCGAACACUUGACUUCAAUAGUGAUAUAAUGAAUAAUUCUACCAUUGAUGAAUUGCCACACAAUGCAAAUAUUGACCAAAAUUCGAAGAAUAUACACAAUUUUCACAAAAAUGGACUGAAUUAUAAUGAAUUAAAUUGUAUGAACACAAAUUAUUCAAACUUCACAAAUAAUAAUAAUGAAAAAAAAAUUUUAAAAUAUGAUGAUUUUAUUUUUGGUAGAAAAAAAGAUGUAUUAAAAAAAAGAUAUGAAAUGCAAAAAGCAAUAUUACUAAACGUUGACGAUAAAUUAAAGGAAAUGGUAGAAGAAAUUGUAUAUAAUGCUUCUUUAUUACCAGAAAAAGGAUUAAGAGGAAGAAAUACUUUAGAUUGUAAUCAUCCAAUUCACAGUGUAUGGAAAGAUACUACUAGAGGACAUUGUUCAUGGAGAUGUAGGUGGUGGGAAAACGGGAGAAGACUAAGUAAAAAUUUCAACGUAAAAAGAUUUGGUAACGAUGGAGCUUUGAGAAUGGCUGUAACAAUGAAAUUAAAAAAAAGUGCGCCAAAAGAACAGUUGCAAUUAUUAAAACAACAAAGGGACUUUUUAAAAUUAUGCUAUGUUAACAAUUGGAUAAAAGAUAAUAAAGAAGGUAAUAAAAGACGUUCUCUUAAUUCUAAUACUACAAAUAAUGUAAACGAUAUUAGUAAUGCUAAUAACAAUAGUACAGAUAAUCAAUUAAAUGAGGAACAAAAUGACAAGUCUUCAACUCAUUUUAGCAGCCCAUUAAGUAAUAAAAACAUCAAUCCUUACAAUUGUGUAAAACAAGAAAAUACCCCAAAUAAUAAUAAUGAGAUGAAACACAAUGUAUGUAUGAGUAAAUUCCAUAAUCCUCUAUUGUUGCCUAAUCAAGAAGAAAAUGUUUUAAAAAGCAAUAUAAUCAAUGAAAAAUAUUAUGUUCACAAUUCAUAUGGAAGCAUAAAUGAAAUUAUAAAUGAAACAUAUAAGAAUUAUAAUAAUACAUUACAUUUAAAAAAUAAAAGUAAUAAUUCUUACGAUAUAAAUAACAAUUUCAACAAUGCAAUUAUUUCUGCACAAGGAUAUAAACAUAAUGAAAAUACUAUAAUAAAUAAUAAUUAUAGUGCAAAUUGUGAUAUAUAA